GGUCACACAUACCAAGUUUGGGUCAAGGAGACACAAUAAGGUGCCUAUAGUACUUGUACUACUAUAUAAAUUAUUUUGAAAAUAUGAUUUUUCGUUAUAUAUUGCUUAAUCUCUCUCUCAAAGUGUGUGUCAAAAAGAUACGUUCCUUUUUUAAAAAAAAAAAAAGAUGAAGCAUUAGUUUUUCUUUUUUUUUAUUAUAUAAAAUACUCCUAUUCAAAUAUUUAAAUGUUAAUCACUAAAAGAGAUUUAAACAACAAAAAAAAAAAAAAAAAAUCACUUAAAGAGAUUUAAUGUACUCAAUUUUUUGUUUCCUUAAUUAAUAAAUAUUUAUAUGUUUGAAAGAAUAAUCAAAUUAAGAUAUAAUCUCAUCUUACCUUUUUAAAAAAAAAAAAAUAUCUUCCUUGUAUGUUAAGAAUCAUUAAUUUUCUAAUAAAUAUUAUUGUAUUUUUAUUUCCUUAUCUGCCAAAAGGCGCACAUGCCUUACAUGCAUUGUCAUCAUCUUUAACCACCACAUAAGACUAAUAAAUAUAUUUUUUUGUCUAAUGUAGUGAUCUUUGACCCUUUAUUUCAAUUAUAUAUACUAUCUCCACUUUCAAAUGUAACGACAUCCUACAUAAAAAAAACACCCAUAUUCAUACAACAAAAACCCAUGGAAAUGGAGAAAAUGUACCUGUUCCUAUCUCUUUUAGCAAUCAUAAUUUUCCUUCAAAAAAUCUUUCUACCUUCUAAAGCAAAGGACAUGAAACUCCCACCAAGUCCACCAUCAAUUCCUAUAUGGGGCCACUUACACCUACUUAAGCCUCCCUUCCACAAAACACUCCUAACCCUUGCUAAAUGUUACGGCCCAAUCUUUUCCCUUCGUUUGGGCUACCAGCCCCUUUUGAUUGUCUCUUCUCCAUUAGCCGUCGAGGAAUGCCUUGACAAAAAUGAUAUCAUAUUUGCUAAUCGACCUAAGUUCAUUGUUGGUGAGAUUUUAGGAUAUAACUUUUCGAUCCUUAAUUGGUCUCCAUAUGGGGACAAUUGGAGAAAUCUCCGACAUGUUGGGGACUUAACUUUGUAUUCCUUUCAUAAGCUUAAUGAUGUGAGCCCUAUUCGGAUAGAUGAGAUCCAUAACAUGAUCUUAGAGCUUCUAACCAAGUCCGAGGGUGGGACUCGAAAAGUGAACUUAAAUAAUAUUUUUCAUAAGAUGGCGCACAAUUUUGUUAUGAGGGUAAUAAAUGGGAAGACAUGGGAUCACAUGGAUUUGACACCACCCCCUAGUUACAUGACAAUGUGUGAUUUCUUUCCCAUAUUAAGGUGGGUAGGAUUUGGAGGGAUUGAGAAAAAUUUGAAAAAGAUUAUGAAAAAGAGAGAUGAAUAUUUACAAAAUUUGCUUGAUGAUUGUAGAGAAAGUAUAAAAAGAGGAUCAUCUUGUAGCAAGAAAGUUGUGACAAAAAAUUUGAUUGAACAGUUACUAGACUUCCAGGUUGCUGAACCCCAUUGCUAUACCGAUGAAUUUAUCAAAAGUUUCAUUUUGAUGCAGCUAUUAGCGGGACCGAAAGGUAUAAUUCAAACCUUGGAAUGGGCAAUGUCAAACCUAAUAAACAACCCAGAAAUCAUCGUAAAAGCAAGGGACGAAAUUGAUCUAAUCGUAGGAAAAGGAAGACUCGUAAACGAAUUUGAUGUACCAAAAAUGAGCUACAUACAUUGGAUAAUGUAUGAGACUAUAAGACUUUUCCCACCAGAACCAAUUCUAUUCCCACAAUGCUCAUCCAAAGAGUGCACUAUUGGAGGGUUCCAUGUAGAUAAAGGCACAAUGCUCUAUGUGAACGCUUGGGCAAUACAAAGGGAUCCUAGCCUAUGGGACGAGCCAAAUGUGUUUAAGCCAGAGAGGUUUGCAUAUGAAACCCAAGGGUACAAGUUUUUUCCCUUUGGAAUGGGGAAGAGGUCUUGCCCCGCGACUGCCUUUGCUACUAGGAGUUUCACUUUUGCUUUGGCUACUCUUAUCCAAUGUUUUGAUUGGGAAGCGCCUAUGAAAAUUGGUACCAAUAUUGGACCCAAGGAAAAGCCUUUAUUAGAGGUAAUUUGUCACCUUAGGUCAUCAAUGGUGGAUGUCGUUGCAGAACUAAAAGUUAAUUAA
Molecule: messenger RNA, 2119 nt
Organism: Chenopodium quinoa (quinoa)
Lineage: Eukaryota; Viridiplantae; Streptophyta; Magnoliopsida; Caryophyllales; Amaranthaceae
Product: isoflavone 2'-hydroxylase-like
Exons: 2
Coding region: 650-2119 (489 amino acids)
Molecular function (GO): oxidoreductase activity, acting on paired donors, with incorporation or reduction of molecular oxygen; iron ion binding; monooxygenase activity
Source: RefSeq, a predicted model, not a curated record